Molecule: messenger RNA, 3704 nt
Organism: Sebastes umbrosus (honeycomb rockfish)
Lineage: Eukaryota; Metazoa; Chordata; Actinopteri; Perciformes; Sebastidae
Product: G-protein coupled receptor 61-like
Exons: 2
Coding region: 515-1918 (467 amino acids)
Biological process (GO): G protein-coupled receptor signaling pathway
Cellular component (GO): signaling receptor complex; plasma membrane; endosome
Molecular function (GO): G protein-coupled receptor activity
Source: RefSeq, a predicted model, not a curated record
GGAGGGGGAAAGCAGAGAGUGAGCUGCUGUCUCUUUGCAUGCAUUUACAUCAGCAUCGCUUGAGAAAAACCUCUGCUGCUGCCACAGCUCAAGUCAUCCAGGGAGGAGGAUGCACAGGGCAGAUCAAGGGAUGGGAAGAGGAACAGGCUCGUGCAGUGGGAGGUACCUCAACAGCAUCCACAAGGUGCAAUGACUGAUGUCCACUGUGUACCUCAGCAGUGGGAGCUACACCAGGUUUUCAUCCUCAGAGACCAAAAAGCAGCAGACAGCUUGCAUCAGGAAAUACUCUGAUUCAGGGUGGGCUGUGACUGACGGCAGACAUGAAGACUUUCUAGAUGGACAGGAAUCAUAAAAUCUGAACCUCCUGUCGAUCGCAGCAUCAUCUUCCAGGACUAUACAAGGCAGCUUUUGACCUCAUUUUCAAGCCGCUGCUUUCUGGCCGUACUUCCUGGCUUUGAAGGAUGGGUGAUGGGCCUGUGACUGCUCCUGCCUGCCUGCUUCACCCCACCCUUCAAUGGAGCCGAUGUGGAACUCCUCCCAACCGCCUCCACAGCUCAUGUCCAACAUGUCUGCCUCCUAUCUGCCCGAGGGCUGGGCCCUGUCCCAGUCGCUAGCCCUGCUGGCCAUGCUGCUCAUGGAUCUGCUGGCUGUGGUUGGGAAUGUGGCCGUCAUGACGGUCAUCGCCAAGGCCCCGCAGCUCCACAAGUUUGCCUUCGUCUUCCACCUGUGCGUGGUGGACCUGCUGGCGGCUCUGGUGCUGAUGCCCCUCGGCAUGCUCUCAAGCCGAGCCUUCUUCGGGGAGGCCCUGUGCCGGAGCUACCUCUUUCUCAGUGUGUGCCUGGUUAGCGCUGCCAUCCUCUCCAUCUCUGUCAUCAAUGUGGAGCGUUAUUACUACAUCAUACACCCCAUGCGCUAUGAAGUAAAGAUGACUGUUGGCCUGGUAGCGUCGGUGCUGGUGGGAAUAUGGGUCAAAGCCCUGGCCAUGUCUGCUCUGCCGCUGCUCGCUUGGUUCCUGCAAGGUGGAAGAGCGCCUCUCCUGGAGAGUAGUGGGGUCGGGGGAGGAGGAGGUGGGGCAGUCCCAUCUCCACCUGCUCAUGGUCACAGGCGUUGCUCACUACACUGGACGGGUGGGGGGUCAAAUCGCAUGGCCUUCAUGGCCCUGUUUACUCUGGUGUAUUUCCUGUGUCCACUCCUGGUCAUUCUUGUUGUGUACUGCAAUAUGUUCAAAGUGGCUCGAGUAGCAGCCAUGCACCACGGGCCUCUGCCUACCUGGAUGGACACGCCUCGGCGCCAGCGGUCAGAAUCCCUCAGCAGCCGCUCCACGAUGGUAACCAGCUCUGGGACGGGGACCGGGACAGGCAGAGCCACUCCGCAGCGUCCCUUUGGGGGAGGAAAGGCAGCAGCAGUGUUGGCAGCAGUAGGUGGGCAAUUCCUCUGUUGCUGGCUGCCCUACUUUACUUUCCACCUGUAUUCAGCUCUGGCUGCCAGCCCUCCGGCCACACUAGCAUCUCUGGAGGAGGUGGUCACCUGGAUCGGCUACUUCUGCUUCACCUCCAAUCCCUUCUUCUACGGCUGCCUCAACAGACAGAUCCGGGAGGAGCUGGGCAAGCACCUGCCUUGCCUGUUUCGCCGAGCAGGUGUAGAGGCGGAGGACAGACUGCCCAGCCGCGAAGGAUCCAUAGAGGAGAAUUUCCUUCAGUUUCUUCAGGGCACCGGCUGCAACUUGGAUCCUCAAAACUCUCACAGCACCUCCAGCCCUAAAGGGGAGGCCUGCUGCCCCGUGGCUCAGCCCCAACCGCCGGAGCCAGCACAGCCCAUACCGAUAGAUUUCCGUAUCCCCGGACAAAUCGCGGAGGAGACUUCAGAGUUUAUUGAGACUGAACAGGCGAAAAACAACCAUAUAUAUACAGACAAUUAAAGUUUUUAAAUGUCAUUGAGAUAUAAACUGUUUCAGGAGUUAUUUUAGUGAAAACACGUUUCUCUAUUUCUACUGACAGCUGUCCAAUAGUUCAUUUAAAUGACUUUAAAUUGUAUCUUUGAAUCAUUGCACUUUGCCUCAUCAGAUUUCAUCCUUACAGUAAACAGUCACAUGAUUAAAUGCAGUUUUUUGAGAUGCAUUUCAAACUGUUGCUUGUGAACAGGGAAAUUACUGCUAGAUUUUACAGUAAAAAUGGCAAAAAUGGCCUUCCACACAACCGCUCAGCUCUGUACAGUAAAUUACUUUUAUGACUACUGCAGUAUUGGUGUAAAGCCUUUUUUUAAAGAUAAAAAAAUAGCAUUAAUUAUAUGUUUGAUUCUAUGAAGGUAAAUUAAUUCAUGUUUUCAGAAUUUUCAAUUUAGGGAGCAUUUGCUGAAAUACACCGGCUCCCUCUCAAUUAAUUACUUCACCAUUGUGCGGUGAAGCUCUGCUAUUGGACGAAUUACUUUUGGUAUUCAGGAAUGAGGAUUAAACGGUACCACACACACCAACUGAUACUGUAAUUGUAACUGCCAAAUCAAUCAUUUUUGAGACUCUGUUAAGAUGAUUAUUCUUGAAGUUAUGUCGAAGAAGACAGCAAUAAAAUACACAAAAGUAUGAGUAUUUAAGGGAUCCAUUGAGGGAAAAGCACUACUGUCACUUUUGAUUGGUAGCUGUGCUUUCAUCAAUGAUAAAGCCACUGUUAACCCUCAUGCCAAUCCGAUUAGAAUCGAUUAGGAGGCGUACAUAUUGUGGCCUAACUCUCAUGGAAAAGUUGUUUACAGAUAACCACCUGAAUUUUUGUUCUCCUUUCUUUGGUGCUUGUCCAAACACAUCAUUUUUUUUUUUUUAUUUCCUAAUCUCGACUCAGUUUGGGUUGACUUUAUAACUCAUCACCCAGCUUUCUGCCAUGUGAUGUAUUAAUCAGUGUAUUUGGAUAUAGACCUUAAAAAUCAGUAUUCUCUUGAUGCACUGCAUUUACUUUCGAAUAUGAUUCUAUUUCUGACAUUUGUUAAAUGUACUAAAUUGUAUGUUAUGUUUAGUAAAACUGUGAGUUUGGGUUUUGUGUAUCACUCAGCAUGCCCAUUUUUCUUUUUAUUAGUGAGUGCAGUAACUGCCUUUUUUGUUUGUUUUUCAGCUGUGGAGAUUUUUUUAUUUUAUCCCGUAAGGAGAAUGCAUUAAGUUUGACUACCCUGCUCAUCAGGGUUUUAACAGUACCUCACAUGCAGGAAAAAAACAUUAUUUUACAGUCCUGCACAGUUCCAUGUCAAGUAUGACUACUGCACACUUUAUUCUAACGUUGCAAGGAGACUAAAGCAGGUGUGAUUUAUUAGAAAUGAGGGUGCAGACUUUGCUAGGUUUUUCAUGAUGAGGUGAAGUAGUAUUUUAUAGCAAACUGUUAGGGAAAAAUAUGACAAAACUAUAUGUGGAAAUGUUUGAAAUUGCUUUCUUAUGUAAUGUGGAUACAGGGUUUUUAAGAUAUUUUUUGAGUGACGAUGCCAAUACAAAAUCCAAAGCUUGUCGAGCUUCUUUUCAUCACGUCUAAAUAUCCCAAACUGUGAAUGAUGAUGUUGAACGUUUGUGUUAGGAUUUUCACUUGUUCAGAGAUUGUUUUUUAUGCUGUGAUAAAAAUAAAAGAAUGACUUCCACUGUACUGCAAUGAUAUGAAUGUGUUUUAGAAAAAUACACGGCUAAAACUUGAGUGAGAGAUGCUGUUGUAAUAAAGAGUUUCUAUGUUUGUAAAACA